AUAUUGCAACAUAUCAAUGGUCAAUCGGAAAAAUUUCAAUUCCAAUUGUGGAUCUGGUUAUUUAUGCACAUACUGCGGCCGGAUUAAUGAACAAUUAUAUGUUGAUUACAUUUGAUACUGAAUUUACUUCAAGUAAUCAAGUUUCAAUCGAUACAAAAAGUUCAGACUCUAAGAGCAUCGGCUUAAUUAUUGGAGCUACCAUUGAUACAAUUAAUAUUCG
Molecule: messenger RNA, 220 nt
Organism: Cetraspora pellucida
Lineage: Eukaryota; Fungi; Glomeromycota; Glomeromycetes; Diversisporales; Gigasporaceae
Source: the annotation of a GenBank genome assembly